This is a messenger RNA of Closterium sp. NIES-65, 7458 nucleotides long. The record is from the annotation of a GenBank genome assembly. NCBI's taxonomy places the organism in Eukaryota, Viridiplantae, Streptophyta, Zygnematophyceae, Desmidiales, Closteriaceae.
AUGCCAUCCCCUUCUCCCAGAUUCCAUCCCCUUCUCCCAGAUUCCAUCCCCUUCUCCCAGAAUCCAUCCCCUUCUCCCAUAUUCCAUCCCCUUCUUCCAGAUUCCAUCCCAUUCUCCCAGAUUCCAUCCCCUUCUCCUCGAUUCCAUCCCCUUCUCCCAGAUUCUAUCCCCUUCUCCCAGAUUCCAUCCCCUUCUCCCAGAUUCCAUCCCCUUCUCCCAGAUUCCAUCCCCUUCUCCCAGAUGCCAUCCCCUUCUCCCAGAUUCCAUCCCCUUCUCCCAGAUUCUAUACCCUUCUCCCAGAUUCCAUCCCCUUCUCCCAGAAUCCAUCCCCUUCUCCCAUAUUCCAUCCCCUUCUUCCAGAUUCCAUCCCAUUCUCCCAGAUUCCAUCCCCUUCUCCCUGAUUCCAUCCCCUUCUCCCAGAUUCUAUCCCCUUCUCCCAGAUUCCAUCCCCUUCUCCCAGUUUCCAUCCCCUUCUCCCAGAUUCCAUCCCCUUCUCCAAGAUGCCAUCCCCUUCUCCCUGAUUCCAUCCCCUUCUCCCAGAUUCCAUCCCCUUCUCCCAUAUUCCAUCCCCUUCUCCCAUAUUCCAUCCCUUUCUCCCAGAUUCCAUCCCCUUCUCCCAGAUUCCAUCCCCUUCUCCCAGAUUCCAUCCCCUUCUCCCAGAUUCUAUCCCCUUCUCCCAAAUUCCAUCCCCUUCUCCCAGAUUCCACCCCCUUCUCCCAGAUUCCAUCCCCUUCUCCCAUAUUCCAUCCCCUUCUCCCAGAUUCCACCCCCUUCUCCCAGAUUCCAUCCCCUUCUCCAGAUUCCAUCCCCUUCUCCCUGAUUCCAUCCCCUUCUCCUAGAUUCCAUCCCCUUCUCCCAGAUUCCAUCCCCUUCUCCCAGAUUCCAUCCCCUUCUCCCAGAUUCCAUCCCCUUCUCCAUUCCAUCCCCUUCUCCCUGAUUCCAUCCCCUUCUCCUAGAUUCCAUCCCCUUCUCCCAGAUUCCAUCCCCUUCUCCCAGAUUCCAUCCCCUUCUCCCAGAUUCCAUCCCCUUCUCCUAGAUUCCAUCCCCUUCUCCCAGAUUCCAUCCCCUUCUCCCAAAAUUCCAUCCCCUUCUCCCAGAUUCCAUCACCCCGCCCCAUUCUUCCGCUUUCCCUCACCCCACCCCAUUCUCCUGCUUUCCAUCACCCCGCCCCAUUCUCCCUCCUUCCAUCACCCCGCCCCAUUCUGCCCCAUUCUCCCUCCUUCCAUCACCCCGCCCCAUUCUGCCCCAUUCUCCCUCCUUCCAUCACCCCACCCCAUUCUCCCGCUUUCCAUCACCCCGCCCCAUUCUCCCGCUUUCCAUCACCCCGCCCCAUUCUCCCGCUUUCCAUCACUCCGCCCCAUUCUCCCGCUUUCCAUCAACCCGCCCCAUUCUCCUGCUUUCCAUCACCCCGCCCCAUUCUCCCGCUUUCCAUCACCCCUCCCCAUUCUCUUGCUUUCCAUCACCUCGCCCCAUUCUCCCGCUUUCCAUCACCCCGCCCCAUUCUCCCGCUUUCCACCACCCCACCCCAUUCUCCCGCUUUCCAUCACCCUACCCUAUUCUCCCGCGUUCAAUCACCCUGUCCCAUUCUCCCUCCUUCCAUCACCCCACCCCAUUCUCCCUCCUUCCAUCACCCCGCCCCAUUCUCCCUCCUUCCAUCACCCCGCCCCAUUCUCUCGCUUUCCAUUACCCCGCCCCAUUCUCCUUCCUUCCAUCACCCCGCCCCAUUCUCCUGCUUUCCAUCAAUGCGCCCAAUUCUCCGGCUUUCCAUCACCCCGCCCCAUUCUCCCGCUUUCCAUCACCCCGCCCCAUUCUCCCUCUUUCCAUAACCCCGCCCCAUUCUCCCUCCUUCCAUCACCCCGCCCCAUUCUCCCGCUUUCCAUCACCCCUCCCCAUUCUCCCUCUUUCCAUCACCCCGCCCCAUUCUCCCUCCUUCCAUCACCCCGCCCCAUUCUCCCUCCUUCCAUCACCCCGCCCCAUUCUCCCGCUUUCCAUCACCCCGCCCCAUUCUCCCUCCUUCCAUCAACCCGCCCCAUUCUCCCGCUUUCCAUCAUCCCGCCCCAUUCUCCCGCUUUCCAUCACCCGCCCCAUUCUCCCUCUUUCCAUCACCCCGCCCCAUUCUCCCUCCUUCCAUCAUCCCGCCCCAUUCUCCCUCCUUCCAUCACCCCGCCCCAUUCUCCCGCUUUCCAUCACCCCGCCCCAUUCUCCCGUUUUCCAUCACCGCGCCCCAUUCUCCCGCUUUCCAUCACCCCGCCCCAUUCUCCCUCCUUCCAUCACCCCGCCCCAUUCUUCCGCUUUCCAUCACCCUGCCCCAUUCUCCCGCUUUUCAUCACCCCGCCCCAUUCUCCCGCUUUCCAUCACCCCGCCCCAUUCUCCCUCCUUCCAUCACCCUGCCCCAUCUCCCUCCUUCCAUCAUCCGGCCCCAUUCUCCCGCUUUCCAUCACCCCGCCCCAUUCUCCCUCCUUCCAUCACCCUGCCCCAUCCUCCCUCCUUCCAUCACCCCGCCCCUUUCUCCCGCUUUCCAUCACCGAGCCCCGUUCUCCCGCUUUCUAUCACCCCGCCCCAUUCUCCCCCUUUCCAUCACCCCGUCCCAUUUUCCCGCUUUCCCUCACCCCGCCCCAGUCUCCCGCUUUCCAUAGCCCCGCCCCAUUCUACCGCUUUCCAUUAUCCCGCCCCCUUCUCCUGCUUUCCAUCACCACACCCCAUUCUCCCGCUUUCCAACACCCCGCCCUAUUCCCCCGCUUUCCAUCACCCCGCCCUAUUCUCCCGCUUUCCAUCACCCCACCCUAUUCUCCCGCUUUCCAUCACCCCUCCCAAUUCUCCCGCUUUCCAUCACCCCGCCCCAUUCUCCCGCUUUCCAUCACCCCGCCCAAUUCUCCCACUUUCCAUCACCCCGCCCCAUUCUCCCUCCUUCUAUCACCCCGCCCCAUUGUCUCGCUUUCCAUCACCCCGCCCCAUUCUCCCGCUUUCCAUCACCCCGCCCCAUUCUCCCACUUUCCACCACCCCACCCCAUUCUCCCGCUUCCCAUCACCCCACCCUAUUCUCCCGCGUUCAAUCACCCCGCCCCAUUCUCCCUCCUUCCAUCACCCCGCCUCAUUCUCCCUCCUUCCAUCACCCCGCCCCAUUCUCCCUCCCUCCAUCACCCCGCCCCAUUCUCCCGCUUUCCAUCACCCUACCCCAUUCUCCCGCUUUCCAUCACCCUGCCCUAUUCUCCCGCUUUCCAUCACCCCGCCCCAUUCUCCCUCCUUUCAUCACCCCGCCCCAUUCUCCCUCCUUCCAUAACCCCGCCCCAUUCUCCUGCUUUCCAUCACCCUGCCCCAUUCUCCUACUUUCCAUCACCCCGCCACAUUCUCCUGCUUUCCAUCACCCCGCCCCAUUCUCCCUCCUUCCAUAACCCUGCCCCAUUCUCCCACUUUCCACCACCCCACCCCAUUCUCCCGCUUUCCAUCACCCCACCCUUUUCUCCCGCGUUCAAUCACCCCGCCCCAUUCUCCCUCCUUCCAUCACCCUGCCUCAUUCUCCCUCCUUCCAUCACCCCGCCCCAUCCUCCCUCCUUCCAUCACCCCGCCCCAUUCUCCCUCCUUCCAUCACCCCGCCCCAUUCUCCCGCUUUCCAUCACCCCGCCCCAUUCUCCCACUUUCCAUCACCUCGCCCCUUUCUCCCGCUUUCCAUCGCCUCGCCCCAUUCUCCCUCCUUCCAUCACCACGCCCCAUUCUCCUGCUUUCCAUCACCCCGCCCCAUUCUCCCGUUUCCAUCACCUCGCCCCAUUCUCCCGCUUUCAAUCACCCCGCCCCAUUCUCCCUCUUUCUAUCACCCCGCCCCAUUCUCCCUCCUUCCAUCACCCCGCCCCAUUUUCCCUCCUUCCAUCACCCCGCCCCAUUCUACCGCUUUCCAUCACCCCGCCCAAUUCUCCCGUUUUCCCUCACCCCGCCCCAUUCUCCCGCUUUCCAUCACCCCGCCCCAUUCUCCCUCCUACCGUCACCCGGCCCCAUUCUCCCGCUUUCCAUCACCCCGCCCCAUUCUCCCGCUUUCCAUCACCCCGACCCGUUCUCCCUCCUUCUACCACCCCGCCCCAUUCUUCCGCUUCCCAUCACCCCGCCCCAUUCUCCCGAUUUACAUCACCCUGGCCCAUUCUCCCUCCUUCCAUCACCCCGCCCCAUUCUCCCUCCUUCCAUCACCCCGCCCCAUUCUCCCGCUUUCCAUCAUCCCGCCCCAUUCUCCCUCCUUCCAUCACCCUGCCCCAUCCUCCCUCCUUCCAUCACCCCGCCCCAUUCUCCCGCUUUCCAUCACCCCGCCCCGUUCUCCCCCUUUCCAUCAUCCCGCCCCAUUCUCCCGCUUUCCAUCACCCCGCCCCAUUCUCCCGCUUUCCCUCACCCCGCCCCAGUCUCCCGCUUUCCAUAGCCCCGCCCCAUUCUCUCGUUUUCCAUCACCCCGCCCCCUUCUCCUGCUUUCCAUCACCGCACCCCAUUCUCCCGAUUUCCAUCACCCCGCCCCAUUCUCCCUCCUUCCAUCACCCCGCCCCAUCCUCCCUCCUUCCAUCACCCCGCCCCAUUCUCCCUCCUUCCAUCACCCCUCCCCAUUCUCCAGCUUUCCAUCACCCCGCCCCAUUCUCCCUCCUUCCACCACCCCGCCCCAUUCUCCCGCUUCCCAACACCCUGCCCCAUUCUCUCGAUAUACAUCACCCCGGCCCAUUCUCCCUCCUUCCAUCACCCCGCCCCAUUCUCCCUCCUUCCAUCACCACGCCCUAUUCUCCCGCUUUCCAUCACCCCGCCCCAUUCUCCCUCCUUCCAUCACCCUGCCCCAUCCUCCCUCCUUCCAUCACCCCGCCCCAUUCUCCCGCUUUCCAUCACCCCGCCCCGUUCUCCCCCGUUCCAUCACCCCGCCCCAUUCUCCCGCUUUCCAUCACCCCGCCCCAUUCUCCCGCUUUCCCUCACCCCGCCCCAUCUCCCGCUUUCCAUCACCCCGCCACAUUCUCCCGCUUUCCAUCACCCCGCCCCAUUCUCCCUCCUUCCAUCACCCCACCCUAUUUUCCCUCCUUCCAUCACCCCGCCCCAUUCUCCCGCUUUCCAUCACCCCGCCUCAUCCUCCCGCUUUCCAUCACCCCGCCCCAUUCCCCCGCUUUCCAUCACCCCGCCCCAUUCUCCCGCUUUCUAUCACCCCACCCCAUUCUUCCGCUUUCCAUCACCUUGUCCCAUUCUCCCGCUUUCCAUCACCACGCCCCAUUCUCUAGCUUUCUAUCACCCCGCCCCAUUCUCCCGCUAUCCAUCACCCCGCCCCAUUCUCCCGCUUUCCAUCACCCCAACUCAUUCUCCCGCUUUCCAUCACCCCGCCCCAUUCUCCCGCUUUCCAUCACCCCGUCCCAUUCUCCCGCUUUCCAUCACCCCGCCCUAUUCUCCCGCUUUCCAUCACUCCGCCCCAUUCUCCCGCUUUCCAUCACCCCGCCCGAUUCUCCCGCUUUCCAUCACUCUGCCCCAUUCGCCCGCUUUCCUUCACCCCGCCCCGUUCUCCCGCUUUCCAUCACCCCGUCCCAUUCUCCCGCUCUUCAUCACCCCUCCCCAUUCUCCCUCCUUCCAUCACCCCGUCCCAUUCUCCCUCCUUCCAUCACCCCGCCCCAUUCUCCCGCUUUCCAUCACCCCGUCCCAUUCUCCCGCUUUCCAUCACCCCGCCCCAUUCUCCCGCUUUCCAUCACUCCGCCCCAUUCUCCCGCUUUCCAUCACCCCGCCCCAUUCUCCCGCUUUCCAUCACUCUGCCCCAUUCGCCCGCUUUCCUUCACCCCGCCCCGUUCUCCCGCUUUCCAUCACCCCGUCCCAUUCUCCCGCUCUUCAUCACCCCUCCCCAUUCUCCCGCUUUCCAUCACCCCGCCACAUUCUCCCGCUUUCCAUCACCCCGCCCCAUUCUCCCUCCUUCCAUCACCCCACCCUAUUUUUCCUCCUUCCAUCACCCCGCCCCAUUCUCCCGCUUUCCAUCACCCUGCCUCAUCCUCCCGCUUUCCAUCACCCCGCCCCAUUCCCCCGCUUUCCAUCACCCCGCCCCAUUCUCCCGCUUUCCAUCACCCCGCCCCAUUCUUCCGCUUUCCAUCACCCCGUCCUAUUCUCCCGCUUUCCAUCAUCCCGCCCCAUUCUCCCGCUUUCUAUCACCCCGCCCCGUUCUCCAGCUAUCCAUCACCCCGCCCCAUUCUCCCGCUUUCCAUCACCCCACCUCAUUCUCCCUCCUUCCAUCAACCCGCCCCAUUCUCCCUCCUUCCAUCACCCCAUCCCAUUCUCCCGCUUUCCAUCACCCUGCCCCAUUCUCCCUCCUUCUAUCACACCGCCCCAUUCUCCCGCUUUCCAUCACCCCGCCCCAUUCUCCCGCUUUCCAUCACCCCACCCCAUUCUCCAUCUUUUCAUCACCCCGCCCCAUUCUCCCGCUUUCCAUCACCCCGCACCAUUCUCCCUCUUUCUAUCACCCCGCCCCAUUCUCCCUCCUUCCAUAUCUGGGAGAAGGGGAUGGAAUCUGGGAGAAGGGGAUGGAAUCUGGGAGAAGGGGGUGGAAUCUGGGAGAAGGGGAUGGAAUUUGAGAGAAGGGGAUGGAAUCUGGAGAAGGGGAUAGAAUCAGGGAGAAGUGGAUGGAAUGAGAAGGGGAUGGAAACUGGGAGAAGGGGAUGGAAUCUAGGAGAAGGGGAUGGAAUAUGGGAGAAGGGGAUGGAAUCUGGGAGAAGGGGAUGUAAUAUGGGAGAAGGGGAUGGAAUCAGGGAGAAGGGGAAGAAAUCUGGGAGAAGGGGAUGGAAUCUAGGAGAAGGGGAUGGAAUCUGGGAGAAAGGGAGGGAAUCUGGGAGAAGGGGAUGGAAUCUGGGAGAAGGGGAUGUUAUCUGGGAGAAGGGGAUGGAAUUUGGGAGAAGGGUAUGGAAUCUGGAGAAGGGGAUGAAAUCUGGGAGAAGGGGAUGGAAUCUGGAAGAAGGGGAUGGAAUCUAUGAGAAGGGGAUGGAAUCCGGGAGAAGGGAUGGAAUUUGGGAGAAGGGGACGAAAUUUGGGAGAAGGGGAUGGAAUCUGGGAGAAGGGGAUGGAAUCUGGGAGAAGGGGAUGGAACCUGGGAGAAGGGGAUGGAAUCUGGAAGAAGGGGAUGGAAUCUGGGAGAAGGGGAUGGAAUCUGGGAGAAGGGGAUGGAAUGAGGGAGAAGGGGAUGGAAUCUGGGAGAAGGGGAUGGAAUCUGGGAGAAGGGAUGGAAUCUGGGAGAAGGGGAUGGAAUCGGGAAGAAGGGGAUGGAAUCCGGGAGAAAGGGAUGAAAUCUGGGAGAAGGGGAUGGAAUCUGGGAGAAGGGGAUGGAAUCGGGGAGAAGGGGAUGGAAUCAGGGAGAAGGGGAUGGAAUUUGGGAGAAGGGGAUGGAAUCUGGAGAAGGGGAUGGAAUCAGGGAUAAGGGGAUGGAAUCUAGGAGAAGGGGAUGGAAUCUGGGAGAAGGGGAUGGAAUUUGGGAGAAGGGGAUAG